UACAUCCUCUCUGGGCAGGGGCCCCGUUGCCAGUUGGCAUAGCCUUCAUUUCCCAGACUGCAUUGCGUCUUAUACGUCCGCCAUAUUGCCUUCGCCGAAACGAGCUGGCUGGAUCGACUCGUACCCUCAACUGAAAAUUGCUGCAGUGAUGACUCAGACCAUUCAGACCAAUGGGGUUCAGCCCCUCAGUAAGACCUGGGAGCUGAGUCUGUACGAGCUCCAGAGAACUCCACAGGCACAGGAGGCGAUAACAGAUGGACUGGAAAUCGCAGUGUCGCCCCGGUCUUUGCACAGCGAACUCAUGUGUCCGAUCUGUCUGGACAUGUUGAAGAACACAAUGACAACCAAAGAGUGUCUGCAUCGCUUCUGCGCUGAUUGUAUCAUCACAGCUUUAAGAUCUGGUAAUAAAGAGUGUCCUACCUGUCGUAAGAAGUUGGUAUCCAAGAGAUCGCUGCGUCCAGACCCCAACUUUGAUGCUCUGAUUAGCAAGAUCUAUCCCAGCCGUGACGAGUACGAAGCCCACCAAGAGAGAGUCUUGGCUCGCAUCAGCAAACACAACAACCAGCAAGCCCUGUCCCACAGCAUAGAGGAGGGGCUGAAGAUCCAGGCAAUGACCAGACUGCAGCGUGGUAAGAGACACACGGUGGAGAAUGGUAGCGGAGCGGAGGACAAUGGAGACUCCUCCCACUGUAGCAACGCUUCUGUCCACAGCAACCAGGAGGCCGGUCCAAGCAUCAAGCGCACUAAGACGAGUGAUGACAGCGGUUUGGACAUGGACAACGCUGCAGAGAACGGGGGCGGGGACUCUGUGAUCGAAGGUGGUGCCAGCGAAAUCGAGCUGGUGUUCAGGCCACACCCUACCCUGAUGGACAAGGAUGAUGGUCACAACAGCGUGGAGUUCGUCCCCCGCUACAUCAAGACGUCUGGCAACGCCACAGUGGAUCACCUGUCCAAAUACCUGGCUGUCAGGCUGGCUCUGGAGGAGCUGAGGAGAAACGCAGAAGCCAGUCCUGUUAACGUGGAGGCAGCUUCAGAGAAGCAGUACACCAUCUACAUACCCACUGCUGGGAACCAGUUCACUGUUCUGAACGGCUCCUUCUCCCUCGAGCUUGUCAGCGAAAAGUACUGGAAGGUGAACAAACCCAUGGAGCUCUACUUUGCUCCAACUAAAGAACACAAGUAGACACACACACACACAAUGCUCUGUUGCAAGUUAAAAUACGGACUACACCUGCACACACAAUUGAGAGGAGAGCAGUGUGUGUCAGGAGAAGAGAGAGGUUGGUUAAACCCUCAGAAGGACUGUUGUAAAAAGAAAAAACUGUUGUUUUUUAUUCUGUGUGUUUCCUUUUUGUUCUUUCAGUAGAAGGUAACAGAUGAGCACAGCAAUGUCUAAUUCUGCAUACAACAUGUGGAAUACACUGGCACCACCACAUGGGUCAUUUCACAUGUAUGUGACAUGUAUGGAAGCAAAGGAGAACACUAAAUACUCCAUGUCUGAUUGGAUUUGUAACCCUGUAAUACAAAUGAGACGUUUCACAUUUCCCUCUUUUAUAGCUUCAAUUUAGUUUUUUGCCACUUAGACUUUUAGUCUCAGGAGCUAUAUUUCUCGUUUUCUUUUAAAUACUUAUCCCUUCUAAAUCCAAUCCAUGAAAGAUGUACAUAAUUUACUUUAACUCUUGGAUCUAUUCCUUUUUGAAUUUUUGGGGAUUUAUUAGCUGAAAAUGAGAGGAAUGAAAACCAUCUACAGUACCAGUAUAUGGUUUACAUACACAUUCUAAAUUAAAUAAUCAUUCGGAACUAAACUGAAUAACUUUCAGCUGCUUAUGAAACUCAAAUGAAUAUAAAUGAGUAUUUUCUUUGCUUCCAUAGAAAACCCUCAUCUGUCACAGUGAGAACCCUCUGUUUAAUAUCCAAUUACGUCUCUAGAGUAAUAUGAAACUGCAAAGAUUCAGAAACUUUUUUUUUCCUGUUUGGCUUUAUAAAGGUUUUUUGAUAAUAUUGUAAGAGUUUUUUUUGUUGUUGUUGAAAUUGUCUUUCACAUUAAACUAGAGAAUGGUAAAAAUAUAAAUGUCUACCAUGUUUCUGUGAGGGAAGACUUGUGUCUGAAGCAAAGUCAGUAACAGGAAGCUUUGGGCCUUCUGACCUUCAGCAGCAGGAAGGUUCUCUCUGUGAGAAGCUCCUCGCUGUGGUCUUCAUCUGUAGAAACAACGUCUAAUAUCUGUGGCGUGCUCUUUUAUACAUGUCUUUUUUUAACAUUGGGGGGGCUGGGGGUUGGGACGAAUUGUUUGCAGCACCAUGGACUCUUCACUGUCUGCUCCUCCUCCCCACUGGGAUGGAACGCUCCAUGUCCCAUUGAAUUCACCUUUAUUUUCUGCUGUUGCGCAGUGAACAAUUGAACGAGGGAUUCAAAUCAAAUGUUACACAUUAAUUGGACUGCUAAAGUGUGUGAGCUUAGAGGGCAGAGAUAACUAUGCCCACAAUGCCCUCUUCCUUUCUCUCUCCUUGGACUGUAUUCAUUUAGUGAAAGCCUUGUGUGCAGGAUGAGUGUCAGAAUAUUCACUCACAUGUUUUUUACUGGGACUUUAGUACUGUGUCAGCGACUGAGUGAAUGCCAAGCCAAACCCGUUUGUACUCUACAUGUCUCAUUGCGUUGAUUUCAUUUGGUACGUUGACGGGACAAACCAUGAGCCGACAACAUGCAUGUUGAGACCCGGUGCUCUGCUUCAUAACUGGCCUCGUGUCCCAGGAGAAGCAGAGAGAGGACCAUUCAAAAGUACCCACACACCUCAUUCAGUUGAAUCAUUUCACUGCUGUUACACAACAAUGGGAUUUAUUGGCCCAUGAAAAGCUGGAAAUGUUUUGCUCUCUUGUUGAUGUCACAUGUUUGUUUUUGGGCAAAGCGUCUCCCUUGGAACUCAUGAUUUGGUUCAUGAGUCUGAACAUCUGCAGCGUUUCAGGGCCGGUGCCCCUGUGGGGGGGUAAAAGAAGAACGUGGUUUUCAUAUUCAGAGACUAUUGUAACAUUCUGGGAUACAUCGAUAACUACAUUAAAGAAAUGCAUGCAGCCCAUUUAAACAUGUCAGUAUUCAUUUCAA
This is a messenger RNA of Pungitius pungitius (ninespine stickleback), 3097 nucleotides long. It is a transcript of the gene rnf2, whose product is annotated as ring finger protein 2. Lineage: Eukaryota; Metazoa; Chordata; Actinopteri; Perciformes; Gasterosteidae. The record is from RefSeq and is a predicted model, not a curated record. The transcript is spliced from 9 exons. The coding region runs from base 149 to 1183 and encodes 344 amino acids. Gene Ontology annotation, cellular component: PcG protein complex; ubiquitin ligase complex. Gene Ontology annotation, molecular function: ubiquitin protein ligase activity; chromatin binding.